Messenger RNA from Caenorhabditis remanei, 1041 nucleotides. RefSeq lists its product as uncharacterized. NCBI's taxonomy places the organism in Eukaryota, Metazoa, Nematoda, Chromadorea, Rhabditida, Rhabditidae. The transcript is spliced from 4 exons. The coding region runs from base 1 to 1041 and encodes 346 amino acids. The record is from RefSeq and is a predicted model, not a curated record.
AUGGAAGACGUAGAUCUACUUCGAACUGCCAGAUGCAGCAAGAGAAUGCGUGUCGUCAUCAAAUCAUGUGGAAGAGACAUUGGCUACAGCACAUGGACACCAGAACAAAAGAACCGACUAAACUUGAAAGAUAUAAUGGACUUAUUCCAUCUCUUCCGAGAGUCUGAGCCAGAGGAAUUCCAGGCGCGAUUCCAACUGGGAAUCAGAGUUUCUGCUCAGUUAAUCUGUCGUUUGGAGAUACUUCCUAAAAGUAUUGCUUUGUCCCCGAUCGUAGAGAUGCCAGUCUAUUUCAAACCAGAAAUAUAUUUUGAUUCAAUUCAAAAUCUUGAUGAAAACGAUACAUCGAUUGAACAUCUAAAUCUUGGUUCAAUGGUUCCGGUGGCCAAAAAAGGAGUGAAAAAGUUCAAUAGUUAUUCAGAAAACCAGCUUGAAGGUUUUAUAAAUGCCGUUCAUUAUUUCGAAUCAAUUUUUGGCUGUAGAUUGAUAAAAGUUUGCAUUGAUGGAACAGACACUGAUGAGUUCUCAAUGAACCUCAGGAACGUUGUCGAAGGACUCAAUCUAUCAAAUCUUACUAUGAACGCCUGGGAGCUACAUAAUCUUGCAAAAGUUAAUAGAAACGACUUAUCUUAUAUCUUGGAAAAUGUAAACACGGAAGCAUUGGCCUACGUCUGUCACUCAUUUGCUCCUCAACACAAUGCAGCUGAACAUAUCCAAGAGUGUAUCCUAUUAGAUAAUAUCACAAAAAUCAGAUGUACACGCUUGGUUUUAGCUAUUUCAAAUUGUUCGCAUCGCACAAUUGUCAAUUUCAUUUCCAACUGGUUGUCUGAGCCAGUUUUGUGGGGUAAAACUGCGUGUGUUGCGCUGAAUGAAAUGGCAAAUAUGGAAUUGAUUUUUGACAGUCUGCGAGGAAACCGAAGUGGAGAGCAAUUGAAUUUCAAUGUUGUUCACAGAGCUGAUAAGGAUUGGCAAAUCAUCACACGCUGCGAUAAGGUAUUGAAUAUCAGUCUGUUAGCCGGUAAACACGUCGUAUUAAAAUGUUGA